AAAUCAGCUUCUCCACUUUCCCCACCUCUGACAGAGUAUACAACCAUUAUAGCCUGCGCCGGUUCUAAACUUGACUUCUCGGCGCAAACCUUGCGAAUUAUCUCGGACUUUUGAUCAGGAGGAUAUUCUCCCAGGCGCGCAUCCAAUCCGGUGUCGACAUUAUACUCCGGUUUCAAUUUGUUGCUGCAAAUCAUUGCGCAAUUAUACCCAUCAUACAUCAUGUCUGCACAGACCAAACACUUUUUCUCUGACCCGAACCAUUUGGUUCUCACCGCCCUCCAUUCUCUCACUCUAACAAACCCUUCUCUUGCUUUUGACUCUGAGAACAAGAUCAUUUUCCGCCGCCCUGAUUCGCUCAAGAAAAAGAAGGUCGCUAUCGUUUCCGGCGGAGGUUCAGGCCAUGAGCCGGCCUUCGCAGGCUUUGUUGGCCAGGGUUUCCUCGAUGCUUCAGUUGCUGGCACUAUCUUCGCCUCUCCUUCUGCCGUACAAAUUCGCAAGGCUGCCCUCGACUGUGUUGACAAUGAGCAGGGUGUGCUCAUCAUCCCUAUGAACUACACUGGCGACGUUCUCAACUUCGGUAUGGCUGCUGAGAAGGCACGUGCCGCAGGAAUCAAGACUGAAUUCUUUGCUAUCAAUGAUGACGCUGGCGUCGGUAAGCAGAAGGGUGGAAAGGUCGGCCGUCGCGGUAUCGGUGGCGGCAUUCUCGUUCUGAAGAUUGUCAGUGCCUUGUCCGAGGCAGGUGGAUCUCUCGAAGAAAUCUACCGUAUUGCGCAACAGGCGAACUCACUGCUCGCAACUGUGGGUUCUUCUCUUGAGCACGUUCACAUCCCCGGCAGACCCGCUCCAGAAGAUACAAUCCCCGAGGGCGAAGUUGAAGUGGGAAUGGGUAUUCACAACGAACCCGGAUCACACCGAAUGAAAUCAUUUACUUUGCCUGAACUGGUCAAAACCAUGCUUUUCCAGAUCUUGGACCACAACGAUCCUGACCGUGCUUUUAUCACACACCAGCCGGAAGAUAACUUCGUGCUCCUGAUUAACAACCUGGGCGGUGUGAGUAGCCUGGAGCUUUCCGGUAUCACCGAUGAAGUAUAUCGCCAGCUCGAGGGGGACUACAGCAUCAAACCCAUACGAGUCAUUCAAGGAACUUUCCUAACCAGUCUGAACGGGUUGGGCUUCAGCAUCUCACUGUUCAAGCUUGCUGAUAACGGGUUGGGGCCUGGCAAGUCCUUCCUUGAGCUUCUAGAUGCCCCUGCCGAGGCAGUUGGGUGGUCCGCUCCGAUUCCAACAUCUACAUGGAAUCGUCGGACCGAUGCCCCGGUACAGCUCAACAAGACCAAGCUCGCUGAGGAACAACCUAGCAACGUGAAAUUGGAUGUCUCCACUCUCAAGAAGGUCCUCGGGGCUGGUCUCCGGCGCAUCAUCGAGGUCGAACCGACAGUCACUCGUUAUGAUACGAUUGUCGGAGACGGGGACUGCGGUGUUGGCCUAAAGCGUGGUGCAGAGGCUGUUCUCGCUCUCCUGGAAGAUCCCUCAUCCAACCUCAAUGACGACGUAGUCCACGCUGUGAAUCGCAUUGUGACUAUCGUGGAGAACACUAUGGAUGGUACUUCUGGUGCUAUCUACGCCAUCUUCUUGAACGCUCUUGCGCAUGGUCUCCGGGAACAGGAUAAGGGCACAACAACCCCUGCUACAGCUGAAGUCUGGGCUGAGGCAUUAAAAUACUCUCUUGGAGCGCUCGGAAAAUACACUCCUGCCAAACCGGGUGACCGUACUAUGAUCGACGCUCUUGUUCCCUUCUGUGCAACUCUGCGCGAUACCAAGGAUGUUCAUGCUGCUGCUAAGGCUGCUGAAGAAGGCACUGAAGCGACGAAGAGCAUGAAGGCAAGCUUAGGACGCUCCGUCUACGUCGGUGGUGAAGAAGAGUGGGUGGGCAAAGUCCCUGAUCCUGGUGCUUACGGGCUCAGCGAGUUCUUCACUGGCCUUGUCCAAGCCAUCCCAAAGCAAGCAUGAUUCCUCAACUUUCACAGUACAUAUUGCCUCUGAUGACUCCCUUUAAUUCAUGAAAUUAUGACAACUGCAGGCGUUCUGUUUUAGGCUGCAUUCAUUGCUGAUUUUUACCUAUGAUAUUAAAGUUAUAAUCCUUCUAUAGUGUAUAAAAUAAAUCAAUGGAGGUUAUUAUUAUUAUUGUACUUUUUUUUUA
Molecule: messenger RNA, 2200 nt
Organism: Aspergillus alliaceus
Lineage: Eukaryota; Fungi; Ascomycota; Eurotiomycetes; Eurotiales; Aspergillaceae
Product: putative dihydroxyacetone kinase (DakA)
Exons: 5
Coding region: 220-2010 (596 amino acids)
Biological process (GO): glycerol catabolic process
Cellular component (GO): cytosol
Molecular function (GO): glycerone kinase activity; ATP binding
Source: RefSeq, a predicted model, not a curated record